AUGAUGGGCUUCCGAUUCACCAGCCUGAGGGCUCUGGAUCGCACUGAUGGUACGGUGGUGUUGCAACAAGCUGGGUAUAGUGAAAGUGCACCAGCAGACAUCGUCCUCUUCCCACAACCCUCGCCAACCGACCCGAACGACCCUCUCCGCUGGCCACGAUGGAAGAAACAUGUCGCAUUCGCUUCGGUGUGCGCCUUCACUUUCCUGACCAACUAUUCGAUCGCAGGCUUAGCGCCAGCGUUCCAUAUUCUCUCGCUCGAGUUUGAUAAGCCGAUGGACGAGACUGCGCAUCUACUUUUAUACCCCGUCUUGGUCCUGGGCGUGUUCAAUUUCUUCUGGGUACCAAUGGCCAAUCAUUUCGGGAAACGACCGGUUUUCGUAUUCGCCAGUGCCCUGCUGUGCGCAUGCUGCGUCUGGGGCGCCAUGGCCAAUUCGUUCAAGAGCCUUUUGUGGAGUAACAUUGUCGCCGCGUUCGCAGGGUCUUCUACAGAAGCUCUGGGUGCUGCAAUAGUCAACGACCUGUUCUUCUUGCAUGAACGAGGCAGCAAGAUGGGUCUCUAUAUGAACGCGAUAGCAGGUGGCAAUACGGUGGGACCAUUGGUCUGCGGCUUCAUUGCGACCAACCUCAGCUGGCGAUGGCACAAGUGGAUUGCUGCAAUUUUGACCGCACUCAAUUUCCUCACGAUACUGCUCUUAGUCCCUGAGACUCGAUACACGCGUGAGCAUAUCAAAGGCGCUGGUGUGGCCAUCUGCCCUUCGAACGACAAGAUUGUCAUGGCAGACGAGAAACAUCUCCGGCCAAAGUCGAGCAAUCGUAUCUUGCACCAGGAGGUAAAGAACACAUGGAGGCAGGAGCUGAGCCUGUGGAGUGGCGUCUCGGAGACGAGUCUGGUGAAGCUGUUUAUACGACCGUGGCCGAUGAUUGUGUACCCCGCGGUUAUAUACGCGUUUCUCUGCUACUCCAUAUCCCUGGUCAUCACUAUCGCUGUCAACAUUCUGAAUCCGUUCGUGCUGCAAGCACCUCCAUACAAUUGGAGCCCACAGAUCAACGGCCUGAUCAAUAUCCCAGGCCUCUUGGGCAAUGUCAUCGGGGCUUGGGCAGGAGGUGACCUCGUGGACAUGUGGUGUAGGUGGCGAACAAGGAAAAUGCUCGGAAUCUACGAGCCGGAAACCCGACUAUACCUGGUAUGCAUUCCGUUGGUGAUCACAACAGCAGGCUGCCUUGUGUUCGGCUAUGGUGUUCAAAACGCCUUGUCGUGGGUUUCGCUCUUUUUCGGGUACGGCAUGAUCUCGAUGGCGCUCACAGCCAUGCCAACGAUCACUAUAGCGUACGUGAGCGACUGCGCAUUCCCAGUCAACUCGGACGUACUGCUGCUUGUGAACGGGCUGAAGAACAUCGUGGCAUUUGGCUUCCUCUUCGGUGUAAUCCCUUGGGCUGAAGAGGCGGGUUUUGUCCGAGCUUUCGGUACCCUGGCUGGGGUCUUCGCUGGUAUAGUCGGCAUCGGUGCUGUCUUGUUGGUUAUUUGGGGCGCCAGCAUACGCCACACUUCGGCACAGUGGAGGGUCAUCCUAGAGUGA
Molecule: messenger RNA, 1578 nt
Organism: Alternaria infectoria
Lineage: Eukaryota; Fungi; Ascomycota; Dothideomycetes; Pleosporales; Pleosporaceae
Exons: 6
Coding region: 1-1578 (525 amino acids)
Biological process (GO): transmembrane transport
Molecular function (GO): transmembrane transporter activity
Source: RefSeq, a predicted model, not a curated record